CGUGUAAAGCUUCCAAACGUGAACAGACAACAACUUACUACUAAUACUUCGCCACAUUUCUUUAGCACUUCCUUCCUCUGCAAUUUCCAACUCAUUUAGAAUUCUCUCACCUCUUCGUCUAGGGUUUUCUCCUUUCUCUCUCCAAACUCUUCAACAUGAGUCGUCAUCCUGAAGUAAAAUGGGCUGAGAGGGAAGACAAAGUGUACCUGACUGUGAUGCUGCCUGAUGCAAAAGACCCAAAAGUUAAUCUGGACGCUGAAGGAACUUUUACCUUUGCUGCUUCUGGUGGGGCUGGCGAUAAUGCUUAUGAACUGAAACUGGAUCUCUUUGACAAGGUCGAUGUAGAGGAAAGCAAAAUUAGUUACAACGUCAGAAGCAUAUUUUGUGUUCUGGAGAAGGCAGAGAAGAAAUGGUGGAAUAGGCUUCUGCGUGGUGAUGGUAAGGUUCCACAUUACGUGAAGGUUGAUUGGGACAAGUGGGUAGAUGAAGAUGAGGAUGUUGGUAGUGCUGAACCUGGCGGUAAUGGACCAGCAGACUUCGAUCUUGGGGGAAUGGACUUCUCGAAAUUUGGAGAUUUUGGUGGUGCUGGUGCUGGAGGCUUCCCUGGUGCUGGAGGCUUUCCCGGUGCUGGAGAUUUUGGUGGUGCAGGUGGUGGUGAUGAAUUUGAUGAUAGUGAUGAUGAUGAGCAAGAAGUGUCUAAACCAGAGGAAGGUGCUGGAGAGAAGCCGGUGGAAGCACCUACUGCAGAGAAGACUGAAGCUUAGGAUAUGUAGUAAGGAAACUAGCCACAUAUUUGUUAUGUGAGUGACUUCGGAUAUUUGUUAUCGUAUUAGAAUAUGUAAACGGUGGAAAAAAUUGAUAGACAUGCUUGAGAUGUGAAUCAGUUUUUCUGUGAUCAUUGGUAACUACGAUAAUUUUUUGUCCUAAAUGUAUCCUGUAUCCUUUAGUACUCCACAUGUGUCUUACAACUACUCCCUUCAUGGCUUCAUCCCAUAAUAUAGUGUCCGUUUUCAUUUUUGAUUUUCCUAAA
Spinacia oleracea (spinach) is the source of this 1030-nucleotide messenger RNA. RefSeq lists its product as uncharacterized. The record is from RefSeq and is a predicted model, not a curated record. Gene Ontology annotation, biological process: chaperone-mediated protein complex assembly; protein folding. Gene Ontology annotation, molecular function: Hsp90 protein binding; protein-folding chaperone binding. NCBI's taxonomy places the organism in Eukaryota, Viridiplantae, Streptophyta, Magnoliopsida, Caryophyllales, Amaranthaceae. The transcript is spliced from 6 exons. Bases 156 to 764 code for a protein of 202 amino acids. Gene Ontology annotation, cellular component: cytosol; nucleus.